AUGCCCCACUACUCCAAACUUUUGAAAGAUCUUUUGAGUUGGAGAAGGGAGUAUGAAACCGUGAACCUGACCGCCAAUUGUAGUGCCAUUCUUUCCAACAAACUUCCCACCAAAUUAAAAGAUCCAAGUAGUUUCUCCAUCCCUUGUUCCAUUAAUGGUGUUGAGUUUGAUAAAGCUUUGUGUGAUUUAGGAGAGAGUGUAAGCCUCAUGCCCUAUUCCGUCUACCAAAAGCUUAGUGAAGGAACCCUCUCCCCCACAAAUGUUACUCUUCAACUAGCGGACCAAUCUACUAAGUUUCCCAUGGGUAAGGUUGAGGACAUUCCCCUUAGGGUAGGAAAGCUCACGUUUCCCGUGGACUUUUAUGUGCUAGAGAUGGAUGAGGAUAAGAGGAUUCCUAUAAUUUUGAGCAGACCAUUCCUAGCUACCUCUAGAGCAAUCAUUCAUGUGAAAGAGGGCAAGAUGACCCUAAAAAUUGACAAUGACUCCAUUAAAUUUAACCUGAGCAAUGUCAUGCAAUAA
Chenopodium quinoa (quinoa) is the source of this 519-nucleotide messenger RNA. RefSeq lists its product as uncharacterized. The record is from RefSeq and is a predicted model, not a curated record. The coding region runs from base 1 to 519 and encodes 172 amino acids. Lineage: Eukaryota; Viridiplantae; Streptophyta; Magnoliopsida; Caryophyllales; Amaranthaceae. The transcript has a single exon.